AUGGGGCGAAACCGGAUAUCGCAGCUCGCGAUCGUUCAGAUCUUGACUCUCGUUGUCUACUGGCUGAUCUUCGCGGUGAGUGUGCAGUCGGUUGAACCAAAGCUCUGCGGCGGAAAGCCGCUUGCCGGUGGCGGCACACUUUCCCGUCACAUCAGCAGCCGAAGCACGCCCCCGGUUGGACGUCAACUGCUGGCUCUGGUCGACGGAGAGACCUCGUCGUAUUCCAUUCUUUUUGGUGUACUUAGAGAUAGGGGCUAUACAGUGACCGUGCGCACACCAAAAGACCGUUCUCUGACACUCUGGAACGAAGCAGGAACGCACUAUCUCUAUGACGCGGUGCUGCUUCUGGCACCGUCCAUUAAAGGAUUUGGUAGGGACGGUACCGCAAAUGCUUUGCUCGAUUUCGUGGACGCUAAUCGGACUCUGAUUAUGGCCGCAUCACCAAACGCUGGCGCACUCUUCAGGUCGUUGGCGGAAGGCAUCGGUCUCGAGCUCGACGAGGCAGGAACAGUGCUACUGGAUCACGUGCGGGCAGCGCAUCGAAGCGGAGCCGGGCAGGACACCGAAGGCUCGAGGAUAUUUCUGGUUGAUCCGAAACCUUGUCCAUCCUUGGACCUGGGGGCGACCCUUCCAUACUGGGAGAAGGAAAUGCCCCAGCGUCCGCUACUGUUUGCCAACGCGACCGGGUCCCUGGUCGCUCCUAAGCAGGAUUUGCUCCGCCCGGUACUGUGCGCACCAGCCACAAGCUACUCCUAUGAAGACGGCCAAGUAGUCGAAACGGAUGAGGAUGCAGCGCCCUUCACCAUUGGCACGGAGGCCGUUCUGGUUGCUGCGCUCCACGGCCGCUACGGCGGACGUGUUCUAUACAUCGCAUCGACAGAAGCGCUCCAGGAUCGCUUGAUGUCUGGUGAGCAUGGAAACCGAGCAUAUUUCGAGGAUCUUUUUACAUGGGCCCUUGGGGAACGGGGGAUUUUGCGGAUUACCCGAGCAGAGCACCGGCAUGUGCCGCAGGGAAACGAACGGCCGCGCUCUACUCCGUAUCGCGUCGGAGAUCGACUCCGCUUUGAGCUUUGCGUGGAAGAGUGGGACGGUCGACAGUCGCAACAGCGCUGGCGACCCUGGCUCGGAGGUAAUGAACCUCAACUGGAGUGGGUCAUGUUGGACCCGUAUGUGCGCACGAGCCUACGAGCAACGAAGGAUCAGGGCUGCUACGCCACCGAGUUUGACACACCGUCGAAGCACGGCCUCUUCAAAUUCCGUAUUGAGCACUUUCGCGACGGCUACACUCCACUGCUCUUGUCUCAGGUGGUGCCGAUCCGUCCUUACUGGCACAACGAAUAUCCGCGGAUGCUGGUACGCGCGUAUCCCUACUAUGCAGCUUUAUUUUCAACCAUGAUGAUUUUCUGGAUCAUGGCCUACGCAGUUCUCUGGAAAGGGCUCGUCUCAUCGAAGCGACUUGGAAUCCAGACAACAUCUAGGAGUCCGCACGCGACCGUUUCUUCCAAGGAUGCAGCGGCGUCCUCUACCGAAGACUCUGACGCUGACCACCAGAAACAAGAGUAA
Molecule: messenger RNA, 1563 nt
Organism: Cyanidioschyzon merolae strain 10D
Lineage: Eukaryota; Rhodophyta; Bangiophyceae; Cyanidiales; Cyanidiaceae
Product: probable dolichyl-diphosphooligosaccharide--protein glycosyltransferase
Exons: 1
Coding region: 1-1563 (520 amino acids)
Cellular component (GO): endoplasmic reticulum membrane; oligosaccharyltransferase complex
Source: RefSeq, a predicted model, not a curated record